CAUUGAACCAGAUCAAACCGACAUCAGCCUCCAACCUGGUCAUUUUUUUUUCCCUUUCCCCAUCCAUCCAUUUUCCUUAAUCAUCAUCCCUACCUACCCUAGGUACCCUUCUGACCUACCUGCUAGUGUCAUCGUUGUUUUCUUUCUACAUAACAAAGACCACACACACACACACAACAUUGAAGGCACUGGAAUCCAAUCUUGCGCGACCAUUAACUACUACCUACGCUUUUUAAGCACCUACGCUUUUUAAGCAUUGUGCAUCGUCGCGCACCAUUCAUAUUCUAUUCAUUCCACGUCGCCUAAGCUUCUUUUUAUUAUUUCCCAUUUCUUUUAUUGCAUCUUUGCAUUUCUUUAAUUUCCCAACUACAUUCUUUUUCUUUUCUUAUACCUAUUGCUACCCAGGAUACCUACCUACAUUAGGUAUUGUACCUACCAGGUCCCAUCCACGUUACGUAUUGGGCUUGUCGAUAACGCGACGGACCUUCGCCCGUCCCGCCGUCUUCUCAUCCGUCUCAUACCCGUGACGUUCCCUCAUCCCUCAUUUUUAUCAUCAAAUUGCCCUCCGUUUUCUAUUGCUCUAUCGGCGCGGCUACGCGCAUCAGACCAAUUCCAAAAUGGGUCGCCCGUUGUGGAAAGAACCCGUUGAAUCGGAUGUUCGUUCGAAAUCGCCCACCAAAUCGACGGCGAAUCCCGCAACAGCCCGAUCCCCGAUUCGUCGUCCACCGUCGCCGCGCUCGUCUACUGCCUCUGGCCGACGCCGUCAGAUCCGUGAAAUUCGCGAGCAGCGCCUGCGCAUGCUUACAUCGUCACGCGAUUCUGGUUCCAACUCUUCUAGCUUGCCGUUUCCUAGAUUUACUCCUAGAUCUAUUGACCGCACAGAAGCUGUUGCACCUCCUACUCUGACCCCAGAACCCGAAGUUCAAGCCUUCUGGGCUAGUCUUGGCAUUGCUGGUUGGCAAGAUUCAACAGAUCGAGUUCUGACACCCGAGGAACAAGAAGCCCGAGAGCAAGUUGCGCGUAAUGAAUAUAUCGGAUCCAAUCGUCUUCUUCGACACCUCCUCGAGUCUGACCGCCAAGGUGAUGAUUCACGUAUUGAUGUUGUUCGGAAUCGAGGUAGACGUCAGGGAGAUGUUCGACGGCGCGCAUCACAGGAUAUAUAUGAUGCGCUUACGGAAUAUCGUCGUCAUUUUGACGCUGCCCGUCGCCGCCCAGUGUUCCGCUUAGAGAGAGAAACACCAAUACAACCAGGCCCAGCUGACCACGAUGGAUUAGAUGGAUUGGGUGACCGUGAUCGUAGCCUGAGCCCUGAUGCAGUUGGAAUAUGGGAUACGUUGCAAACGACCGUUACGCCUGAUCACCAGCCACCUAGCCUCGGCUCCUCUUUUGCAUCAACUAGUGCUUCCGCCACAGCAUCACGGAACGCCGUACCCCGUUCUUCAAGCACCCCAAUCACGACCCCAGGCAACGAAACAGAGCCCCCUUGCGACCCGGAUGAUGAAGCGGAUGGUCCUGCCCAAGGUAGUGACGAUGGCCAAGUUCAUCGUGAGGGGAGCUCGAUACGACCUGCAGUCAUAAUUGAACGGCCCUUGGUAGAUGUGAUGGCCCAAGAAGAUGUUGCCGCUGGCAGGGUGCCCGAAGACCCUGAGUGGCUAACUGGUAUGCAUCGAAUUGUCAGCCGUCUUGCUUCUCGAGAAGAUAUUCCUGACGAAUGGUGGGCAGAGGCCGGCCUUUACCGCACUCUCAACCAGGGUUACCCGUGGGAUUCACCGUGAGAGAACAACAGAUUCAAUUUCAAGUGCAGUGGUGGACUGUCUCGGUUGCGUUACGGAAAGGAAAAGGAGUUUUAUGGUAUUCGUUUCUCGGGCUCGGAAUCGGAUUUUAUGGAAAAUUGGGGAGUGAGUCGCGGACACGAAAGCGAUCGGCGAUGCCUUCCAGGCAAGGGGCGUUUUCGGUUGCAUCCACUUGUACAUUAUCGAACUCUUCUGCGUGGCUUAUGGUCUCUACUGAGCCUAUGAAGAAGCCUAGACCAGAAGACUGGAGAGGCUGAACAUGUUCAAGCCAACCUAGGGUACAUGCCCAGGGUACCUACAUAGGUAGUGAGGGGCGCAGACCACUCCAUAGUGGUUUUGGUUUUGGACCUUUCGCAACUGAAUUGACCUAUAGUUGCACGUUUAAUCCGUGAUUUUCAAUGAAGUUUUUCGUUCUUCAAGUGUGAUGUAUUUUGGAACCUUUACAACUGCUGUACAUGUAGUAUUUGAACGUUGGAGCUGCUACCUAG
Messenger RNA from Hypoxylon fragiforme, 2281 nucleotides. RefSeq lists its product as uncharacterized. Bases 618 to 1775 code for a protein of 385 amino acids. Lineage: Eukaryota; Fungi; Ascomycota; Sordariomycetes; Xylariales; Hypoxylaceae. The record is from RefSeq and is a predicted model, not a curated record. The transcript has 3 exons.